Aedes aegypti (yellow fever mosquito) is the source of this 2359-nucleotide messenger RNA. It is a transcript of the gene Gen, whose product is annotated as flap endonuclease GEN. Gene Ontology annotation, molecular function: 5'-flap endonuclease activity; four-way junction DNA binding. NCBI's taxonomy places the organism in Eukaryota, Metazoa, Arthropoda, Insecta, Diptera, Culicidae. The record is from RefSeq and is a predicted model, not a curated record.
UCGUGUUUGUUUGCAAAAGUUUAGUCGCCCGUUUGAAAAAAAUCUGGGUGUUAAAAUGUUAAGCUGAAUAACAACAUUAUUAAUAAUGGGUAUAAAGAUUUGUGGAAUUUUGCUGACGCGCACAGCGAAAAGAAGUCCUUAUUUCCACCUCAAUGGCCAAGUGGUCGCAAUCGAUCCUCCGGAGGGUUUGCGAAAGUUUAAACGUUGUCGAUUAUUUCGUCCACCCGCGAUUCUAUUUAAGGAACUUAUUCUUCCGUACUUACUAUCUGCUGCAAAUUGGAAUCAUUCCGGUAUUUGUGCUGGAAGGUUCUGCACCGCCUCUGAAGUAUGGAGUGAUCAUCAAACGUAAUCAAACCCAGUUCCGAGGAGUUCCCCCGAGGAAAACGGCCAAUUGUGACAAAGCAGGUGGGACGCAGAAACCGAACGGGACAGAAUCUAAGGCACCUUCGGAACAAAAGAGGAACCGUUUUCACCACGUGCUGAAGCAAUGCGAAGAGCUGUUGAGUUCGAUGGGUUUGGUUUGCGUGCAGGCACCGGGGGAAGCGGAAGCGCUGUGUGCCUAUUUGAACCAUGACGGGAUGGUCUAUGGGGUAAUUAGCCAGGACUCGGACUGCUUUGCCUAUGGAGCUGUUCGGGUGUUUCGGAACUUUUGUGCUUCGCAGAGCGGUGGAGGAUCGGUCGAUGUCUACGAUAUGGACAAGAUCCGAAUGGUGAUGGAUUUGGGACAGGAGAAGAUUGUGGCGAUGGGAAUACUGUCCGGAUGUGAUUACAGUCCAGCUGGAGUUCCAGGAGUGGGCAGGGAGAUGAUCAAUCGAUUGCUGAACAUUUACCAUAGCAGGGAUGUAUUGGCCAGGAUACGAUCUUGGCGCGCUACAGCAGAUCGUCUUACCGAGCAGGAAAUUAAGGCCGAAGACAAAAACGUCUGUGCAGACUGUGGACACCAAGGGAAGACGUUUGUCCACCGGAGGGCCGGCUGUCAGGACUGCAGAACCAAAGUCGGAUGCGAUGAGUCCAGAUGGAAGAACCAACGGGCGAACAUUAAGACUGAGUUGGACAUCAAGAGAAAGGCGCUACAAGACCCGGAUUUCCCGCCAGAGGCAAUUGUGAGUGAAUUCAUGGAACGGAAAUGUGAGCUGCCUCCGUUGGAUUUGGAGUGGAGGCAACCGAAUAUUGUUAAGUUUAUUCGCAACAUUGCCAAUCUCCUGCAAUGGAACGAAAUCUACAGUUUUAUCAAAUUGUUUCCGCUCACCCGUUGGCAGUUGCUGACCCUUAGAAGAAAUCCAUCCCGUGGCAUCAGCGUUAAAUUGGAACCGGACUACAUCAAGAAGAAGCGAUCACCGAAAGGAGUCGCCAGCUUCGAAUUAUUUUGGAAAGAUGACGGAUCGAUCUUCUCCGGACUAGUCCCAGAUGAUCAGCUGCAAGCAUUUCUUGAUGAACCGGGUAACACCGAAGAGUCUCUAUGGAGUACUAUCGAGCCGCAAGACUUGGUUUCCGAGGCAUACCCAAGUCUCGUUAAAGCCUUCUUGUCGUCGAAGGCAAAGCCCCAAAAGAAAACCGAAAAAAGUCUCCUAAGAAGCAAUCCGGAACCAAAGACUGUCAGGAAUACGAAGCAGAAACGAUUGGAAGAACUUAUGAAUUUUGUAACAAGUGACGCUGGAUCACAACUGGAAGAACCAGAAGGAGAAGCCCUGAUAAUGAUAGAACCUGAUGAUGAAACCUCAACUGGCCACUUGUACCGAUUCCAGGGAGAACCAUUUCCGAGGUUGAACAAAGCAUCGCCGACAUGUCCGUUUGACUCCGAUUCGGAUUCCAUUUAUUGGGACCUGAUUUGCGAACGGAAUCGGCAUGGGACGCAGAUUAUCUGAAUGUCUCGGAUGUCAUCGAUCGCGUUUUGCCAUCCGGACUAUGGACGUGUCCCGUUCCCCGAUGGAGGAUGAAGAAGAUAAAAGAAUCAAGCAAUUGAUUGCCAAGGCCAAAAGCUAUGAAGACGUUGCUCUCGAUGAGUGUUCAGCAUGCAGCCUUGGACGAUCUUUGCCUUGACGAGGAACCGGACGAGCCAAACGCCGUUCAACACAAGCUACUUUGAAGCAGGACAUUCUCGGCAGGGAACCCGACUUGGCGAACCAAUCCCUGCUGAAUAGGUCGGUGAAGCCCCGUAAACGGAAAAAGUUUCUUUUUCGAGUCGAUUGAUGUGCACCUCCGGAACUGCAGGACGGUUACAACGAGAUGACAUGUUUGAGUGUUCCGUUGCGCUGAAGGAUCAAUUUGUGAUGCCGGUUUUCGGAUGACAUGAAUCGAACCGUUGUCUACGAUCUGGAUUUUUAGUGUAAGUAAUGUUAUUAUAUUUACUCGAAAUCGA